Ostrea edulis (European flat oyster) is the source of this 786-nucleotide messenger RNA. RefSeq lists its product as uncharacterized. The record is from RefSeq and is a predicted model, not a curated record. The transcript has a single exon. NCBI's taxonomy places the organism in Eukaryota, Metazoa, Mollusca, Bivalvia, Ostreida, Ostreidae. Gene Ontology annotation, molecular function: protein binding. The annotation marks the transcript as partial.
UGGAACUGCUGUUUAAAGUUGGGUGCAACAAUUUUUGCUUUUGUAUUUGCUUUUUCUUUUACAGGUUAUACAAAUUUGUGCCACUUGCCACCUGAAUUACUGUGCAAAAUAUUGACAUUCAUUCCAAUACCAGAAUUGUACCAUUCAGUGUCUAAACUUUGCAAAUGUAUUUCUUUGCUUUUUGAGAGUGGCCUUGUAUGGAAUUCAAUAACAUACCUUAAUUUUUUCAAUGAAGGAAUGGCAGAGCUAUUCAGUGAAGAAUUUUUGAAACUUUUUAAAAACUGUAUGUAUCUUACCAUUGAUGCAACCCUUUUGCAAAAUUGUGAUGUUUUGGGCAGCUUCAGGAAACUAAAAUACUUGAAUAUUAAAGGGUCAAAAAAUAGAACCAUUUGCAGUGAUAACAUUGUUAAAAAUUUGUCUAAGUGCAAAUGUAUGGAGAAACUCUUUAUAAGUAGUUUACCAAACUUAAGUGAGGAAGGCCUAGUGUCAUUAUCUAAAGAGAUUGGGGGCACUCUGAGGUAUCUACAAAUUCGAAAUGGUGUAGAAAUCAGUCCUGAAUGUUUUUUGGAUUUGAUGAACAAUCUAAAUUGUAUUGCGGCUAUUAGUGUGACUCCCUCUGGAGAUAGAGAAAAGUGGGCAAAUGCUCUCAAUGAACAUGUUUAUAACCUGUGGUUUGGACAUGAAAUGUUAGAUUUUGUCCCCAAACGUUUUCUUGCACAUGACAGAAUAUUUUAUGCGAUGCCCUGUAUGAUUGACAAAAUUGUUUCUACUUGUUUAUUUCAUUGA